Messenger RNA from Apis cerana (Asiatic honeybee), 1424 nucleotides. RefSeq lists its product as uncharacterized. The record is from RefSeq and is a predicted model, not a curated record. Lineage: Eukaryota; Metazoa; Arthropoda; Insecta; Hymenoptera; Apidae.
AGAAAAUAUUUUAGCAGAGAAAUAUAUUUUGGAACUACAAUCUUAUAGAAAGAGAAAAAAAAAGGAAAGAAAUUUUCUUCUUAAAGUGCAACGUUUAAAGAUUCAUCAUCGAAUAAAUUUAUAUAUCAAAUUAAGAAAUAAAAUGAAAGAAAAACAAGCGGAACAAAUACUUAGCGUUUUAUAUAUUUCCUGUGCACUUUUAUCGAUAAUAUCUUUGACUUGUUUGGUCACUGUUUGGCAAUAUUGGAAAUAUGCCUUGGAUGUUUGCGAUAGUAUCAAUUGCGGCUGCAUAUUAUAUAGUAUUAACACCUUCGCUAGUUUUACUGGAGGUGAUGAGAAAUUUUGUCAUUUUGGCGUAUAUGGUUUGAUUCCUAUAAUUAUUAUCGGUUUAUGCCUUGGUGGAUAUCAUGGAUAUAGAAGUUGUAUUAAUAGAAAUUUAGAUACGCCUAUACAAAUUUAUAACGGUGUUAACAGAAUAUAUAUUUUCAGAAAUUUAAACAGCACAACAGUGGUGAUAAGACCUAAAAAUCGAACUCCGUAUAAACAAUGGAUACCUGCUGUGUUCCUUACAAUAUUAUUUUGCUGUUUGUCAUUGGCUCAUGCAAUAGUGAUGACUGAUGGUUAUUACAAAAGUUGUGAGCAAUAUAAAAAAAGAUUAAUAUAUCUUUUAAAUUCUGGACGUGAAGCCGAGGUUAUUCGUAACAAACUUUCUUGCGGAGCGAUUUUUGAUUUUAUGGAUUAUUUACAAACGGAUAUGACAGAUAAUAAUAAAUGGAUAAUGAAUAAAGAGAUUGAUACUGGUUUUGCUUUUCAAUUAGCUAUUAUUUCAACAUGGUUGAAUUUCUUUACUUGGACAUUUGCGUUCUUGCUGAACAUUAUUAUGGCACGCAAAAGAUUUCGUUGAUAUUAAUAAGUUAUCGAUUAAAAAAUUUCUUAUUAAAUAUAAUAAAUUCAAAUAUCAAUAGUUCAAAUCUUAUAAUUGAUCUAACCUUAUAAAUGUAAUUAUUAAUGCUAAUCAUAGAUUAAUUAUUUUUUUUUCAAUAUUAUUAUUUAAUUAUACUACAUUGUAAUUAUACUAAACGCAUUUUUAUAUCUUUAUAAAUAUCACAUUUUUUAAAUUUUUUGUUAGAUAUAAUAUUCAAAUAUAUAUAUAUAUGUUUAUUAUUCAUUAUUAUUCAUUAUAUAUUUUAUUCAUAUUUAAUAUAUUAUAUAUAUAAUAUAUUUUUUUAACGAUUACAAUUAUGAAAGUUAUAUUGUAGGUAAUAAAAAAAAAAUAUGUACAAAAAAAAGAAAGCCGAAGAAAGAAAGAAAAAAAGGAAGAGAACAUUAUUCAUUGAAAUAAUACUGACAAUUAUAAUAUUAUAAUAUCUAAUGUAAAAAAUAAUGAUUUAAAUAAUAAUAAUAAUUUAAAUAAAAUUUAAAAA